Molecule: messenger RNA, 663 nt
Organism: Dibothriocephalus latus
Lineage: Eukaryota; Metazoa; Platyhelminthes; Cestoda; Diphyllobothriidea; Diphyllobothriidae
Source: the annotation of a GenBank genome assembly
AUGGAUUAUCGUGCAGCAAAAUCUGGCUUUGCGCGUGAAGUCCAACAGCGGAUUUCCGAAAAGUACAAUGCUGAGGAUGCAGGAAAAGCUCUCCGAUGGAUCAGGACGUUACCCGUCCCCGCCGGUAUGCCGGAUGUGCUAAAAGAGGCUGCUGAAAAGAUUCCAGCCGAAAUAAGUACUGCCCAACCGGACGAAUUCUAUGAAUAUCUCAAGGACGGUCUUGCGUUGGGCUACCUCAUCGGAUGUCUAAAACCGAACGAAGUGAGCACCCGAUUGGGCACAAAGUGUUGGACCGUCGCCACCUCGCCCAUAUUUGAAACCAACCGACAACGUGAACGGAUUGGUGCCUUUUUAAAGUUCUGUGAAGAGACUGGUGUUGGUUCAGCAUCCGUGUUCCAAACGGAUCAGCUCUUCGAGAAAACGAAUCUUCCCCAAGUGGUCAUUUGUCUGACCCAAUUAGGAAUUGAGGCACAAGCGAAGGAGGGUUACCCCGGCCCUCAGGGGUACUGGCUACAAAAGCAUCAAGCAAAUAAACGCAACUUCACAGAGGAGCAAUUGAAGGGUGGUGAUACCGUCAUCGGUCUGCAGAUGGGUUACACUGGCGGGGCCAACCAAUCAGGCGUUUCCUUUGGCGCUCACCGCCAUGUGAUGGAUAUGCAUUGA